GGCGGCGGUCGGAGGCAGGACCUCAAGUCCGCACAGAUCCAGACGGUAGUCAUGUCCCGCUCCUUCCUGGUCCUCUUGGUCCUUGGCCUCGCCUCCUGCCAGCGACGGAAGCUCAACUACAGGGACUGUGGAAGCACCGCCAAGCUCCUGGCUGUCGAGAUCGAGCCCUGCGACUCAGACCCCUGCGUCUUCAAGAGGGGAACGGACACCAAGAUUUACUUUGAGAUGAUCUCCGAUCAGAACAGCGACACGGUCACCCUGGACGUCAGGGUGAAGAUGUUCGGUUUCGACAUGCCCGUCCCCGGCAUCGAGACGGACCUGUGCAACGGCGUCAUCAAGUGCCCCGUGGUCAAGGGGCAAACCUACAAGGGAACCAUCAUCUUUCCUGUGCGCGCAGCUUCGCCCCAGAUGAAGAGCGUCGUCACGCUCAAGGUUUUAGGGGAGCACGGAACCAGCGUCUGCACCAAGACCGACAUCCUCGUCCAAUGACCUCCCAACCCUGUCAAGAAGGGAUGGCCCCGCGGUGGCUAGUCCUUUCGCAGCGGCGCUCAUUUUCAAAAUCGUCCGAGUCCUCAGAGGCACUUUGAACGAAAGAAAAGGAAACGACUACUGAGAAGAGUGCGUCGGGAGAAACAUACUGCGCUGCUGGUUAAACCCCAAUACUCUUUGAUACUGCCAAUAAAGCUACGUAAAACCUGAAA
Molecule: messenger RNA, 701 nt
Organism: Ixodes scapularis (black-legged tick)
Lineage: Eukaryota; Metazoa; Arthropoda; Arachnida; Ixodida; Ixodidae
Product: mite group 2 allergen-like Ixo r 2
Exons: 4
Coding region: 52-489 (145 amino acids)
Biological process (GO): sterol transport
Molecular function (GO): sterol binding
Source: RefSeq, a predicted model, not a curated record